UUGGGGCCCCCAAGGACUCUUAUUCCAAAAUUUUAGUCUGCUGUUUUAAUGAGCUCGUCGUAGGUAGCCUGCGUGUAGACAUUCCAAAUUGCAAAUUGGGGAAAUUGGCACCGAAAAUAUUUAUUUGGCCGAGCACAAGGGGUCAUUCAUAUGUCAGCAUGUCCGAAGAACAUGAACUACGAUGAGAAUGUUGCUCGGAAUAUUAGCUUGGAAAGACAAAGCUCUAAUGACAGUUAUGUUUCUUCUACAUUAGAGUCAAAUAAUUCAAGUGAAGAUGAAGAGAACAGCCAUGGUACUCUACAUAGGAAGAAAAGUGAUCGAGCUGGAGUUCACAUUGGAAAGGCUUGUGAUGAAGAUAAAGAUGUCGAGGCUGAAGGUAGCUGCUGGUAUAACCGUUCCUGCUUUUCCUUCUUUACUUUUGCCCCAGAGCUUAUGCAAUCAAAGCCGAAAGAUAAUGACAACAUAAAGGGGAAUUGUAAAAAGUGUUUCCAGACAUGCAGUGGGCAGGUGCAAUCAACAACCAACUGGAUGAGGCAUAUCAAGAAGCACCCAGACUUGUAUGCUGAUUACAAGAAGAAGAAGGAAAGAAAACAAGCUAGAGAUAGUGUGACUGUGUCAUCCGAGAUGGUUGCUGCCAGAAAGAAAAGAGUAGCUGUUCGUCAAUCUCUCCUGAGUUUUCCGUCAUCUAAGACCCCAUCUAAGCUAUCUAAAUUGGAACAGAGAAAAAUUGAUGCUUUGAUUAUGAACUGCAUAAUAAUGAAUGCCCUUCCACUUAACACCGUCAAUGAUCCAGCUUUCAUUGCCCUUAUCAAUUGCCUUAACCCAAGUGCUAAUGUUAUGGAUGUCAAAAAAUUAAGGUCACUUAUCGACGAAGAGAAACAAAAAUUCGAAUCGUACACUCAACAGUACACUUUUUGAUCUCAAGUGAUGUGACGAAGUCUAAUUAUUCAUCUAAACUGUGUCAGGGGUCCAAUUAGUAACAAAGUGUGGCUUGGGAAAGAGAUAUCCAGUGAACUUAAUGUAAAUUUGUCUAACUAGUAGCAGUGUCACCAAUGCCAUGUGAACGUUUUAAGCCUAAGCGUUUAUUAAUGGUAUCUUCAGUUGCUGGAACACCCUAAUACUAACUACUUAGCUGUACCUAGCCUAGGAUCAUCACCU
Messenger RNA from Daphnia pulicaria, 1158 nucleotides. RefSeq lists its product as uncharacterized. The coding region runs from base 151 to 918 and encodes 255 amino acids. The record is from RefSeq and is a predicted model, not a curated record. The transcript has 3 exons. NCBI's taxonomy places the organism in Eukaryota, Metazoa, Arthropoda, Branchiopoda, Diplostraca, Daphniidae.